GCCUUAGCAUCAGUACACUCGUCCAAGGUUAGAUGCGCAUAGAAGACAUGAUAACAACUGGCACAUUGCGAUGUUAAAAUCACUUAAAUCUUAUUAGCCUAUGGUGAUCAGAGUCCUGUCAAGAAAAUGUUACAUGCUCCAACAAUGAAACUCUAUGUUGUAAAAGAAGUAAUUCUUCACUUUGACAUUUAGGAACCAUUGCACAACAAGGAAAUUCGUAAAAACUUAAAGGACUGGAUCUCCUUUUGGUAGAACAAAUUCGCCAAUUCAAAUUUGCAUGUCCAAGUAUACGCUACCUUUUGGAAUACACCUGAAGGUUACGUGUCUAUCGUCAUGGAAUACAUGAAUGGUGGUUCAUUAUAAGUGAAUAUUAAUUCUCAUUUUAGAAUCUUCUUGAGAGCAUGGGUUUCCUCCCAGAGAGAAGUAUCAAAUAGCUAGUACCACCUAUCCUCUAAGGAUUACAAAAAAUUCAUUAACAAGGAGCCUAAUGUCAUGGUGCCCUUGGACCGUCACAAAUUUUAUUCCUUAGGGAUGGCACUGUUAAAUUAGGGCAAGGUUUGCAAUACAGAGUUUAAGUCCAAGGAAAUUAAUUAUUCAAUUCCUACAUUCUUGGUAAACCCAAAGAUGUUCAAAGGUAUUUUAUUCAACCAAUUAGUCUUUAUGAUCCAACGAUCCUAGAAACCCCAUCGUUAUGGAGCAAGGCUUCAAGUGAAAAGGUUCAUUUCCCUGCUCAAGAAGAUUUCAUUUUGGAGAGAGCCAAUGACAUUUGGAAAUUAGGUUGGCUGGUUUUAAAUUGUGCUAUUGGAACUCUAGAGUUCCAUCCCAAAGCCUAAUAGAUUUAUGAGGGCUCAAGAAUCAUCAUUGAGGAAAUUGCUAAAUAUACCGAUCAUCUCAAAGACACUUGCUGUCUCCUCCACAGUGAAGCCAAAGUCAUUUCAUUAGUUGAAUAGAAUCAAAAGACAGCAUCUGAACCUACCAAAAUAACUAUACUAGAAUUACUCCCAUCUGAUAAAUUUAGCCCUGAAUUUAUUCAAUUUUUAUGUUCAACACUUAAAAUAGAUCCAAGACAAAGGGUAUACACUGAAUAAUUAUUGCAACAUCCCUGGCUAGUAAGUGGUAGAGAUCCUAAAGGUAGGCUUCACAUUUUAUUCUAAUAGGACCCAAUGUACAACUAAAGGAACUGCUUAAUAUAUCAAAUGCUUGGAAUGCAUUUCUGCCGGAAGAAUUUUAAGGUUAAGGAGCCCAAAAAUUGGAAAGACUUUGUGAUGCUCUCUAUUUGGUCUUGUAAAACUCAGAAAGACCAACAGUCAAUAAGUAUCCAAUCGAUUUAUAUUAUCUAGGAUGUAAUUACAAGAAAACAGUCCAAUAAUAAAAGAACUAUCUUAUGAUAUGGGUCUAAAUGCCAAAGCUGUAAGUGAUCGAAUUAUGUCAAUUUUCCAAUCCUUAAUCUGAUCUGGC
Paramecium octaurelia is the source of this 1458-nucleotide messenger RNA. Lineage: Eukaryota; Ciliophora; Oligohymenophorea; Peniculida; Parameciidae. The record is from the annotation of a GenBank genome assembly.